This is a messenger RNA of Aspergillus bombycis, 339 nucleotides long. RefSeq names its product CVNH domain-containing protein. Lineage: Eukaryota; Fungi; Ascomycota; Eurotiomycetes; Eurotiales; Aspergillaceae. Bases 1 to 339 code for a protein of 112 amino acids. The record is from RefSeq and is a predicted model, not a curated record. The transcript has 2 exons.
AUGUCUUUCCACGAAUCGUGUCUGGACAUUCGUAUCGAAGUCCGUGACGGUUACACUGUACUUCUCGCCGGAGCUGGGGUUGGUGGUGACGAGUAUGUUCCUGCGGAGUUAAAUCUUGACGAUGGCAUCGGUAAUAGUGAUGGUUUCUUCAGCCGGGAUGGCGCCAAUUUCACAGACAGCGCUCAAAACAUUGAUCUGUCAUUCCGGGACGAUGGCGUUUGGUUAGAGGCAGAUCUUCCAGAAGUUGAUGGGGGGGAAAGAGGGCGCCAGGGCAUCAACUUGUCCCAACACAUCGAGAACCAGGGUGGCAAUCUUGUCUUUAUUGUAAGUUGGCUAUAG